Cheilinus undulatus (humphead wrasse) is the source of this 2838-nucleotide messenger RNA. It is a transcript of the gene cdh4, whose product is annotated as cadherin 4, type 1, R-cadherin (retinal). The coding region runs from base 52 to 2838 and encodes 928 amino acids. The record is from RefSeq and is a predicted model, not a curated record. The transcript is spliced from 17 exons. NCBI's taxonomy places the organism in Eukaryota, Metazoa, Chordata, Actinopteri, Labriformes, Labridae. Gene Ontology annotation, molecular function: cadherin binding; calcium ion binding. Gene Ontology annotation, cellular component: adherens junction; plasma membrane; catenin complex. Gene Ontology annotation, biological process: multicellular organism development; adherens junction organization; homophilic cell-cell adhesion.
GAGGAGACUCCUUUCUUUCUCUUUUCUAACACGCGUUUUUUUUUUUCAAAGAUGAACGUUGGCUGCGUCAUCCUGGCGUGCACCUUACUCGUGGGCGCAUCCUUGGGGAAUAAGGCAGGCCAGCCCCUCAAAGCCCCGUGCAGACCCGGCUUCUCCCAGAACUUCUACACAGUGAUUGUCCCGAGAGACGUACUGCACGGACAGAGCAUCCUCAAAGAUACCACCCUGUCCAGCGAGCGUGUGAAGUUUGAGGAUUGCCAGCACAGUAGAGAGGUGGGCUUCAUCAGCAAUGACCCUAACUUUAGUGUGCGGCCUGAUGGGUCGGUGUAUGCCGAGCAGGAGGUGGCCAACCUUUCAGAGCCUGUCCAGUUCAUGGUGACAGCCCGGGGGCUCCAUGACCCACACAUCUGGGAGACGACUGUUAAACUGGCCCUGGCUGGACACCCUCAUCCUUUACCUCUGACUAAGAAUGGCUUUGAGGAAAGGCUGUCAAGAGUCUGGGAAUCCCAACCCAGAGUUAUCAAGUUUCCUAGAAAACAUCAGAGGAGCUCCUCUGCCAAUGGGCUGAGGCGACAGAAGAGAGACUGGGUCAUCCCACCAAUCAAUGUGCCUGAAAACUCCCGAGGACCCUUCCCUCACAUGCUUGUCAGGAUUCGCUCAGAUCAGGACAAGGAUGUUGGGAUCCGCUACAGCAUCACAGGAGCAGGAGCUGAUCAGCCUCCGACUGGGAUCUACAACAUCGACCCCAUCAGCGGCAACAUGUUUGUCACCCAGCCCCUGGACAGAGAGGAGAGAGCCUCUUUUCAUCUGCGAGCCCAUGCAGUGGACAUGAAUGGUAACCAGGUGGAGAAUCCGAUUGAUCUGUACAUCUAUGUGAUCGACAUGAACGACAACAGACCUGAGUUUCAGAACCAGGUGUACAACGGCUCUGUGGCUGAAGGCUCCAAACCAGGCUCGUCCGUGAUGCAAGUGACAGCCACUGACUCAGAUGAUUCGACCACGGCGAACGGCAUGGUGCGCUACCGUAUCCUCUCUCAGACGCCCCACAGUCCAAUCCCCAACAUGUUCACCAUCAACAGUGAGACUGGAGACAUUGUUACCGUGGCAGCAGGCCUGGACAGAGAGAAAGUGUCUCAGUACACCAUCAUUGUCCAGGCCACAGACAUGGAGGGCAACUUGAACUUUGGUUUGUCCAACACGGCCACAGCGCUUAUCAGCAUCACUGACAUCAACGACAAUCCCCCAGAGCUGACGGUCAGAACGUUUUCAGGAGAGGUGCCGGAGAACAAGGUGAACGUGGUGGUGACAAACCUGACCGUGGUGGACAGGGAUCAACCCCACAGUCCAAAUUGGAACGCCGUGUACCGCAUCGUCAGCGGAGACCCCUCUGGACACUUCACCAUCCGCACCAACCCCAUCACCAACGAGGGCAUGCUCACAGUGGUCAAGCCGGUGGAUUUUGAGAUGAAUCGUGCCUUCAUGCUGACUGUGGUGGUGUCCAACCAGGCCCACCUGGCCAGCGGCAUCCAGUCCUCACUUCAGUCCACAGCCGGAGUCACCAUCUCGGUGCAGGAUGUGAAUGAGCCGCCCGUCUUCCCCGUCAACCCGAAGAUGAUUCGCUUUGAGGAGGGCGUACCGGCAGGGACCACGCUGACUGUGUUUGCUGCUCAGGACCCCGACCACUUCAUCCACCAGAUUGUCAGAUACUCAAAGUUGUCCGACCCAGCUAACUGGCUGAAGAUCAACAGAACGAAUGGUCAGAUCACCACCAUGGCCAUGCUCGACAGGGAGUCCAUGUACGUCAAAAACAACGUGUAUGAGGCCACGUUCCUGGCUUUCGACAAUGGUAAGUCUGGCUCGCCUCAAGCCAGCGGGACUGGAACCCUCCAGAUCUACCUGAUCGAUGUGAACGACAAUGCACCGGUGCUGGUUCCCCGUGAGGCCCAGGUGUGUGAGCGAGCGCGCCCAAACUCUCGGAUCAACAUCACAGCCUCUGAUGCCGACGCUGAUCCAAACGUGGGGCCCUUUGUCUUUGAGCUGCCUUCUUUUCCUGCCAGCGUUCGCCGCAACUGGACAAUUUCCAGACUCAGCGGAGACUACGCCCAGCUGAGGUUAAGGAUUCCUUACCUGGAGGCCAAUGUGUACGAUAUCCCAAUCAUUGUGUCUGAUUCAGGGAACCCUCCUCUGUCCAACCGCUCUCUCAUCAGAGUCAAAGUUUGUCCCUGCGAUGAUAGCGGGGAUUGCAGCGCCACAGGGGCCGUGGCAGCUGCUGGACUGGGCACCGGGGCCAUCAUUGCCAUACUCAUCUGCAUCAUCAUACUGCUCAGCAUGGUUCUGCUGUUUGUGGUGUGGAUGAAGCGCAGAGAGAAGGAGCGGCAAGCGAAGCCUCUUCUGAUCGACCCUGAGGACGAUGUGAGAGACAACAUCCUCAAGUACGAUGAAGAGGGAGGAGGAGAGGAGGACCAGGACUAUGACCUGAGCCAGCUGCAGCAGCCCGAGUCCUUAGACCACAUCAUUAACAAGCCCUCGGGGGUGCGCAGGGUGGACGAGAGACCUGUGAUCGCCGAGUCCCAGUACCCCGUCAGACCCAGUCUGCCCCACCCUGGAGACAUAGGAGACUUCAUUAAUGAUGGUCUGAGGGCAGCAGACAACGACCCCACCGCUCCUCCCUAUGACUCUCUGCUGGUUUUCGACUACGAGGGCAGCGGCUCGACCGCCGGCUCCGUCAGCUCGCUCAACUCCAUCAGCUCAGGGGACCAGGACUACGACUACCUCAACGACUGGGGCCCUCGCUUCAAGAAGCUGGCCGACCUUUACGGAGGAGGGGACGAUGACUGA